UGAGCCUCCUCCGAUCGUGUACUCACGGAACAGUUCCGCUGCAGCUCGUUGGCGCGCGUGCAGGGGCCCAGUGACCCACAUUCUUAUCUAACGCAGCGCGUUAGCCGGUUAGCUGCGGCGAAAAGUAGGUUGUACGCACACCGGAGCAGACGAGACGUUGCUUGUUGUUAAAGUCAUCAGUCGCGUGGAAUAUUAACGGAUAUUUCUUGCCCCGAUCGUGGCUGUCAGACACCAUAGGAAGUCUUUCCUGCUGAGAUUGAUCUUCCUCUUCCUGCGACAGAUAUGCAAAAUGAAAGCCCAUCUAUGGAAUGGCAAAUUGCUCAGCCCUGGUCCAACCAGUCUUUGCUUUAAAUAACUUCUCCUGAUCAUCUGUCACUAAGGUCCCUUCACAAAUGUCGACCACACGACUAAAAGACCCCUCCCGAACUCCGCAACCUUGAACAGGAGCAAGAUGACAUCGAGCAUUGACCAGAAUGACAACAGCAAAUUUGAUGGGUUAAUGGAUGAAGAUGAAAAGGAUAAAGCAAAACGUGUGUUGCGAAACAACUCAGAGAAGGUACGGAGAGAUCGGUUUAAUGAACUGAUCAAAGAGCUGGGUGCCAUGAUGCAGGGUGACACCGGCAAGAUGGACAAGUUGACCAUUCUGCAGAAGAGUAUUGACUUUCUGCAGAAACACCAAGACAUUUCUGCACAUUCAGAAUCAAAAGUGAUCCAACAAGACUGGAAACCGCCUUUUCUUAGUAAUGACGAGUUCACACAGUUGAUGCUGGAGGCAUUAGAUGGAUUCUUCCUUGCUAUUAUGACUGAUGGUAAUAUCAUAUAUGUGUCGGAGAACGUCACAUCCUUACUGGAGCACCUUCCUUCUGAUCUUGUGGAUCAAAACCUGCAAAACUUCCUGCCCACUGGGGAGCAUUCAGACGUCUACAAGGCUUUGUCUUCUCACAUCAUGGAAGCAGCUAAAGAUCAAAUUGAGUUCUGCUGCCACAUGGUUCGAGGGACGGUCGAUUACGACGGGCCCCCAGUGUAUGAAUAUGUGAAAUUCAUCGGAAACUUUGUGUCCCUAAGUAACGUGCCUAACUGUCCCCAAAAUGGUUUUGAAGGAAUGCUGCAGCGAUCGCUGCACUCUGCAUUCGAGGAACGAGUAUGUCUGGUUGCAACUGUGAGGUUAGCUAAACCACAGUUUAUCAAGGAAAUGUGCACUAUAGAAGAGCCAAACGAGGAAUUUACCUCAAGACACAGUUUAGAGUGGAAGUUCCUAUUUCUUGACCACAGAGCUCCACCCAUCAUUGGCUAUCUUCCAUUUGAAGUCCUAGGCACGUCAGGUUAUGACUACUAUCAUGUGGACGACCUGGACUCUCUCGCAAAGUGCCAUGAACAUCUGAUGCAGUAUGGCAAAGGCACUUCCUGCUAUUACAGGUUUCUCACCAAAGGGCAGCAGUGGAUUUGGCUUCAGACCCACUACUACAUCACUUACCACCAGUGGAACUCCAGGCCAGAGUUUAUUGUCUGCACACACAGUGUAGUCAGUUACAGCGUAGUGAGGGCGGAGCAGCGCAGAGAUAUUGGUGUUAAAGAAACACCACCGGAAAACACUGCUGAUAAGUCUCAAGAGUCUGGGUCUGAAUGUCAGCUGAACACCUCCAGCUUGAAAGAAGCCUUGGAUAGGUUCAACCACAGCAGAACUCCCUCUGCAUCGUCUCGUGGCUCACGGAAAUCCUCACACACGCCCAAGUCCGACCCUGCUUGUAAGCUCUUAUGCUCCUCUUACCAGCCAUGGUCUUGUUUCUGAUCAGAACUGAAUCUUCCCCCAGCGUCACAGAUGAAACCACAAACAGACCGGAGCCCCUCAGGUCGCCAGUCUGUCUCCACGGUUGAGGUGACAUCACAGCGAAGGUCCUCCAUUAGCAGCCAGUCUAUGAGUUCUCAAAACACGGGCCAGAACACGACCCUGCCGUUGGUCUCCCAGCCUUUCCAACAGCAGCAGCAGCAACAACCACUUCAGACCAGUCAGGCAAUGAUGCAGUUCUCCAGCCAGAUAGAAGCAAUGCAGCAGUUGAAGGAGCAGUUGGUGCAGCGGACAAAGAUGAUUGAGGACAACAUACAGCGGCAGCAGGACGAGCUGCGGCAGAUCCAGGGAGAGCUGCAGAAAGUGCAAGCACAAAGUCUGCAGAUGUUAGUCCAGAAAGGAGCCGUGGGAGUGAACACUUCCGUGCAGCACGGAGGGACUCUCAGCCUGCCAGGUCAGGUGGUCGCCGCAGGGCCGCUGCAGUGUAACAGCCUGCAACCGAAUGCUGUGCUACAGACCUCCACUCAGCUGCAGAGGUCAGGGGCCAGUCUGCAGCCACAACAACUUCCAGCCCCACUCUACAACACCAUGAUGCUGUCCCAGCAGAACCCUACGAACAUGCUCCAGAUAGCCAACAGCAUGGCCCACAAUGCAGGAACCAAUACUCCUGCUCUGGACCGAGCUGCUCCAUUUAGGUUUCCUGCUGCUCCCCAGCUGUUGACCAAGCUAGUGACUGGACAGAUGGCUUGUGGAGCCGUUAUGGUCCCCACCACUAUGUUAAUGGGACAGGUGGUGACGGCGUUCACACAGCAGCAGGGUCAGCCACAGACCAUUGGCAUUUCUCAGCAGCCGACUCAGGAACAGCAGGGUCCUCAGUUGCUUCAUGGGAACCAGUCCACCCAGCUGAUCCUGUCGGCUUUCCCUCUACAGCAACAGGGUUCAUUCAGUUCCACCACUCAACCGAAGCAGCCACUAGUUCCUCACAGAACGGACGCUCGAUCGGACCACUGUGCCGCACAGCCUCAGUAGUUCCAUGCUCAAUGAGGUUUUGGGCAAUUUUAACCCGAGAAAAAGACUCUUCAGAAGACGAGCAACACAAGUGGAGAGUCUCUGCUUCCCUUUUCCUAAAGGAAUUACUUGCACUAAACUGCUGAAGAUUGAGACGUGUCUUUGAACAGGGACUACUCUUCACUAAGAUGGACGUCUCCACACACAGUGUAUCCAGUGUUUCCAUGCCACCAGUCAAACGCUGUUCAGUCAAAACAGAAGCGCCUUCAUGUGAACAUCAAAGACAUCCUGCAGACAAGCUAACAAUGUUACAUUUUCAUUUUUUCUAUUGUAAAAAAAUAUUCCUGGGUCACAGUAUUUUAUAAGGAUGUGGUUCAUUAUGUGUAAUAUAUACUGUAAAUAGGUUGUAAAGAAAGCUGUGAUAUUUUAUAUCGUGCCUCUGAGGAAAGGUGUUUUGUUUGCGGCUAUUGACUUUUUAAAUAUCAGAAAAUUGAACAGUGGCUGAUUCCUUCCACCAGUUUUACUGUUCGCUGUUUGGAAUGGCGCUGUCACAGAAGAAAAGAAAUAUAUAUAUUUUCAUUGUCCUUGUCAAGUCCAUAAAAAAGCAGCAGUAUAAUCCAUGAAAUAUCUCUGUCCAUAUCUACAUUUUGGAACCGUAUUGCAAUCAGAUCUUCAUGUUGCAUAUGAUAUUGAAUAUCUGUCUGUUACUGUGUCCACCACAGAGCUAUUCAAUGAUUCCCUCAGCAUGUAACUCAUACAGUAAGUUCUAUUGUUUAACUCUUAACCUUUGGCUGCUUCACAGAUUUGCUGUCAUGUGUGACACACUGCUGGAAUGCUUGCGUCUCUCAUCACGCUUCAAUAAAACAGCCACCAACUUUCCAUGUUCGCGGAAUCAGGAUAUAGAACAUUUCAGAGGAACAACACAUGUAAUUUGGUCUUAUUAAUAAACACAUUUGUGUCAAAUAUUAGGUGUUUGGGGUUAGAUUAGAUUAGGUAUUAUUCUGACCUUUUUCAAAGUGCAAAUGAAUAUUACUGCGUCCUGCAUUUUGGAACACAUUGCGCGUCCAUUUUGCAUAACAGGAGAACUUUUCCGUACCAUUGUAACUUUAUUCUAGACAGAGCUUCUCUAUUAAAUACAGGUAUAACCUGACCAGCAUUACUUCCGCAUUGACUUAGCUGGAAAAGAAAUGGUUUAAUUAUUUAGAUUUCGAAUGGCAUUUAUUUUCCUUGCUAACAAUACUGCCAUCUACUGAUCAUUUGUAUAUUACACAUUGCGAUUGGGAUUAAAGGACGAUGUUAUUUUCAAAACACCAAGAGAAGGAAAAGGGAGCAGAUCUGUUAUGUGGCACGGUUUAGGGCGCUAAUCAACCAAAACAAGAAACACUUAGGAUUUUAUUGAGUUUUUAGAUUUAGGCAUGUAAAAAUCAACCAGUAACAUCAGUCCAAAUAGUCCCGAGCUGCCCUGCGUGUCACGCACUGACAGCACAUCGUUUCUUAGACGCUUACAAAAAUAUGUUCAUCGCUUUAUUCAAGCGAGCUCUUGGAUUGUUUCUACAGUACUUCUGCUUUAAGAGGAACUCAAUAAAUACACUUUAAAUAAAAGGCAAAUGAAACCCUAAGAAUAGCAGGUGGUGCUGGGCCAAAGCAGGGAUGAGUGGAUUC
Molecule: messenger RNA, 4456 nt
Organism: Synchiropus splendidus (mandarinfish)
Lineage: Eukaryota; Metazoa; Chordata; Actinopteri; Syngnathiformes; Callionymidae
Gene: clocka
Product: clock circadian regulator a
Exons: 22
Biological process (GO): circadian regulation of gene expression; regulation of transcription by RNA polymerase II
Cellular component (GO): CLOCK-BMAL transcription complex; nucleus; cytoplasm
Molecular function (GO): protein dimerization activity; DNA-binding transcription factor activity, RNA polymerase II-specific; E-box binding
Source: RefSeq, a predicted model, not a curated record